CAUCCAUCAUCACAAGCAAAAGUGUCGAAGAAGUUACGGAAUAUUUUCUUUCGCAAAGUGUUUUUUAAUUUUAAUUAAUUCUCAUUUAUUUCCCAAAAAUAUAUAUAUAUAAUUUUCCAAUAAAAAUCGAAUCAACAUAUUCGCGAAACUAAUUAAAACAAAUUAUCCAUAAAGUGCAUCAAAAUAAAACGAAAAAAAAGUGAAGAAAAAAGAAAAACGACCCACACACACUUGAAUCAGAGAAGAAGAUUUGCAACAAAAAUUCCAAGUCGCAAUUUCACAGUUUUUAAUAAAAAUAAAUAACAUAAAAUUUGCCUCUGCUGAAAUUCAUUAAAUAAAUACAAAAAAAAAAAAGAAGAAAAGUGAAUACAAAUGUGUGAUCUCAUCAUCACAAAAGUAAACCUCGUCGACGAGGUAUUUAUCAAUUUUUUUGUCUAGCUUUUUUUUUUUUUUUUUUUGACUCGACGACAACCAACUCCAGUCAGCAAGAUAAGGAAGAGACAACAACGACUAAAAAAAAAUAAAUCAAUUAAAUUCAAUCACACUGCUCAAUGUGCAACAAACAAUCAAUUUUAGUAAAUUUGUUGGUCGUCGUUGUAACCAAAAAGCAGAAAUAUGCUCCGAGAAUUGAUUACUUGGGUCCUUAACACAUAUUUGGGCAAAUAUCUUGAAGAUUUUAAUCCAGCACAAUUGUCAGUUGCAUUGUUAUCAGGUGAAGUUGAAUUAGAAAAUGUCCCAAUACGUAAAGAUUCCCUCCGAGGCUUUGGUCUUCCAUUACAAGCUAUCAGCGGUAAUAUUGGCAAAAUAAAACUACAAAUCCCAGUGCGUCAAUUCCGAACAGCACCAUGGUGUAUAAUAAUCGAAGGUGUCCAUGCUGUCAUUGGGCCCAAAGAUCUCAACGAUUGGGAUGAUGAAAAAGAAAAACAAUCAGAUCUUGAAUAUAAAUUGUCAAUGCUUGACGAUGCCGAAGCCAAAUGGCGAGCAGCAAAAGGUGAUAGCUGUGAAAGCAACUACUAUGCCUCAUCCUAUUCCAGCUGGCUAAGCUAUGGCACAGGAUUGGCAACAAAUAUUUGUGAAAAUCUUCAAUUAAAAAUUAAUGGUGUCCAUAUUCGUUAUGAGGAUACAAUAACUAUACCGAAUUUUAGUUUUGCAGCUGGAAUUACAAUUGAGUCAUUAACAGCACAUACUUGUGAUUCUAACUGGCAACAAAAUUCAACAACUUCAUGGAAUCAAGAAGUUGCUUUUAAAUUGGUUGAAUUAAAAGCAUUUGCUAUAUAUUGGGAUCGUUUGAUACCAGAAAAUACUUGUCGUGAUAUGCAAUCGAGUGAGUUGGGGAAUUUAAUGGAGACGGUGUGUUCUUGUAAGGAGCAUCGGUAUAUUAUUAGUCCAAUCAGUGCAAAGGCUCAUUGUCGUCAUGAUAGAAGUCCGAUGCCCUUGCGAACAAGAAAUCGACCUAGACUAUCAUGUGAAGUGACUGUCACAGAAGUCAAUAUUUGUCUCAGUGAUUUUCAAUAUACCCAAAUGGUAGAUUGUGUCCGAGGUCUCCAAGUGAUCAGCAAAAUUCGAGCCUACCGAGUGCUUCGUCCCUCUUACUCAGUUCGUGGACAUACAAAAGAUUGGUGGCUAUACGCAGUGCGUUGUCAUGGUUUCUUCUUUGAAACAACGAAAGAAAAAUGGACAAAAGCCAAAGAAAACAUACGAUACAUCAAAAUGUACACCAAAGUUCUACUAAAUCCCAAUGAGAACUUGUCCCCCGAUGACAAGCAAUUUAAAUCAGAUGUUGAGAAAUCUCGUGAUUUGGAUGAUCUACGUUGUUUGCGAGAAGUUUGUUUCCUUCAACUCGUAACAAGUGAACUUGAUUUGAAGGGUCAAGAUGGCAAUCAAGGAAGAAGCAUGCUCUUCCAAUGGUUCCCUAAUUGGUGGGGAUGGUAUGGUAAUUCUGGAGCUACAUCUCCAGCUUCAGAACAUAAUGGUGAAUUAUUGUCAUCAAAUGAUACAGCACAUAGUCUUGAAGAUGAUAUAUUGAAUGCACUCGAAGGGUCGGUAGAGAAUAAUUCACUCCUCAAACGUGAUGCUGUAUUUGGGAAAUUUGACUUUUUCCUUACCGGUGGACAGUUGAAUGUUUCCACUGAAAAUUAUACCAGUGCCGAAGUGAAACCAAUGAUGGAAAUGAAUUUUGAUAAUCUAAAUCUAAAUAUUGAAACCAGACCGAGAUCAGGUUCUCAUUUGAUUGGUUUGUCAUUGGGUUCUGUGUGCGUCAAGGAUUUAUUCACACCAAAUACAGAAUUUCCCGAAUUGAUAAAACCUCAAACAAAAGAAGACCCACAAGUUCCACCGGCAUUUAGUCGCUUUCAGAAUGUCAAAGGGAAGAAAGACACCGAAGAUACAAGCGAACCAUGGUUUCUUCUGCAAUAUGAAAAGAAACCAUUGGCAUUCAAUACUGAUUACAGACUGGCUGUGAAGACAAGAUGUCUAGAUGUGGUUUAUAAUAUGGAGGCUUUAAAAUGGCUAACAGACUUUUUUGCAAAUCCUUUACAAAAUGCAAAUGCACGACGAAGGCUUGAACGAAUGAAGUAUAGCACAAAAAUGAGGCUUAUCAAGAAUUGGAAGAGCAUAAUUGAAGGAGAUUUGGGUCAGCGAAAAUCAUGGUGUCUUGAAAUCGAUGUUUCAGCACCGCAAAUCAUUUUUGUAGAGAACUUUACCAAAAAGAAUACUUCAAUUGUUCUUGUUGAUUUCGGACGUUUUCAACUCUCCAAAAAUUCCACCGAAAAUCGAAUAAGACAACAGAAUAUGGCCAAAUCCGAACAAGCUGGUUCAUCAGGAAUCGAACAAAUCAAUGGACAAGUUUUUAAUUUGGAAAGUGAAGAAGAUGAAGCAUUUAUGACGCCCUGUUCAACACCACCAGGCUCUGAAAAUAGUCCCUCUGAUUCGACAACUUUGUUAUCAGCUGUGCCAGAUCUUUCUGAUAUUGUUAUAAAUAAUGAUACAGGACUGGAAGAUGCUUUACAUGAUAGAAUCUAUGAUAAGUAUACAAUUGACAUGACUGACUUGCAGGUGCUAGUAUGUAAAGGCAAAGAACGAUGGGGAUUUGCCAGUGUUAAAGGAUCUUCUGCAUUACACUUGCUAGAUCGAUUUAGUAUAUCAUUGCAAUUGGAACGACGUGUAGUUCAUACAGUUGAUCCAGAAUAUCCAUCGUUGACUUUGUUUGGAACACUUCCAAAGCUUGUAGCGCAUGUUAAUGAACAUAAAAUAUCUGCAUUGAUGGAUAUUCUAGCAAUAAUCUCUGUUGACACCUCGCCAACGACUGAAGUUCAUGUUUCACCGGCUCAGAUCUCAGAUCAAUCACCAAUGUUUCAUUUGGAAGAUGAUUCAUUGAGUUUGGAUGAAUCAACAAAUAGUACACAACAGCAGCAACAACAACAGACAAAUUUGAUUAUGUUGCAAUUUGUUAUUGAUCAAAUGUCAUUGGAGGUACAAUCUAGAGGAAGGAGUAUUGCAGAAUUGCAAGUUUCUGGAGUGAGAGCUGGUUUAAGUAAAAGACCGGAAGAUACUAAUAUUUCUUUGUCUGUUCAUGGUUUGUUGUUGGUUGAUGCAAUACAAUCUUUUGGUCCAGAUUUUGAGUUACUUGUUGCCAGUCAUAGACAUGUGGGAAUGGAUAGUGUUUCUGGAAGUCUUAAACAAAGUGAACCAUGUUCACCAACAUCACCAGCAUCUCCAGAUCCAUUAGAUAAUCGAAGACCGACAAGUCCACUUACAAUAAGCAAAGCUAUUAGUUCUCUACAAAGAGCUAACUCAGCAACUUGGUCGACUUUGGGUGAUUUAGAUGCACUCAUCACUGUGGAAAUAAAUUUUAUUAACUCAACACCUGAUACGGAACCAUUACAAAUUGCAAAUAUUAAUUUUAACAAUUUAGAUAUAAUUGCCAACCAAGAAACUAUAGUCGAAUUACUUGGAUUUAUUAAUCGUGUGGUGCCGAGUAAAAAACAAAAAACUACUCCACCUAAACCUGCAUCUACGACAUCUCAAGAUGAUACCGACAAUGCAACAAGACCAACUUCAAUUGAUCUAAUGCGUCGCCAACAACUACAACGUCAAUUUACCGAAACUCGUCUUGGAGGAGCACCCACAAAUGCCAUCACAUCAAUUCGCACCGAAAUAACAUUCGACUUUCAUCGACUCAAUGUUUUGGUCUUACGUGCUCUUAAACGUGAUUCAUAUUUAGUUGGACGAAAAGUAGGAACCUUCACUAUGAGUGAAGCCAAAAUUCACGCUACACUCGGUCAAGAAAUAUCGGUUGACGGUUCGCUAGGUGGUUUACAAAUUUUGGAUUUAACCCCAGAAGGAGUAUACCAUCAGCGAAUCUUUUCAGUUGGCAAAGAUCCACUUACCGAUCCGCCAGACAUGCGACAGGACCUGCUUAACUCAUUGACCCAGGAAGUCUAUGGUGGCUAUGGUGGCAUGGGUAAGGAUAAAAUCAUUGAGCAAACGCAGGCACUGUCGUUUAAUGUCUCGCGGGAUGUUACCGCUACUGUAAGUGUGAAAAUUCGAAUGGCUUCGGUAUGGUAUACCCAUUGUGCGCGUUUUGUUCAGGAAAUUAGUUGGUGUGCUAAGGAAUUUAAACAUUAUCUCAAAAACUUUGCCCGUUCGAUUCGAGAGAAGGCGACAGAUAUGGCUAUUGGUCUUGUGCAACCUCUGAGCGAGCCAGUUGAAAUUUUUAUUGAAACUCCUUUGGAUGAAAAGAGACCCAAAUUGUUCCCAAGUCCUCAUAAGGUGAAGAAACCGGGCAAAAAAGUCAAACUCAAACUCGACGUCAUUCUGGACACCCCGGUCCUUGUGGUGCCUCGAUCAAGUUGCAGUGCUCAAGUGCUAGUAGCACAUCUUGGCAAAAUCACAGUUACCAAUAAUCAAGAAGAACUUCGUUCACCACCAAACUGUCCUCUGGACGAAGAAGAUAAAAACGAAGAUGAAGAGAUUUUUACCAUUGACGAGGUAGAUUUCCAACGAUAUGAGCCACAAAUUAUCGGUAGCACAACGAAUAUCGGCGAAGUUGUACGAAUAUGUGAUAAAUACUCCAUCGAAAUACGUAAUAUGAAUUUAUUCUCUCUGGACACAAGUCGACGAAAAGGAUUUCGCUUAUCGGCUUUGCCCAGAGCUGAAGAAUUCUAUUCCUGCCAAACAGAUGCAGUUGCAAUACUUCAUGAUACUGUGAUACAAUUGGAAGUUAAGAAAUUUGUUGAUGAUGUUUCAACACUUCCAGAGAAUAACCAAGAUCAACAACGAGAUGAAGAUGAUCUUUUGAUCGAUGGAAGCGUCACACAACCUCUACAAAUCUCCCUGUCUCGCAGGCAAUAUGAACAACUUCUCGAGACAUUGGAUAAUGUUUUUAAGAUACCAAAUGAUUUAGUACGACCACCCGCCGAGGUGUCUGUUGAAACAAUCAAUUUAGACACUGACAAUAAUUCAUCACCUUUUGAGUUGAAAAAUCGCCUGCCUGAUAAAAUAUUUCACAAUCAAACCCUUGAUAACCAACAAAAGGAGAUUACUCCAAAGAUUUCAUUUUCUCUGCCAAUGUUCAUUAUUCAAUUGAAGAAUGAACAUGACAAUCCCCUGAUUGAAAUAACAUUUCGUGAAUUCAGUGUGCAGUAUGACAAAGCGAGUCAGUAUGAAACUGUGGUCCAGGUUAUGCUCCGUUCAAUUCUAAUGGAGGAUCUGAAAUGUCCAAUUGACUCGAAAUAUCGACAAAUGGUUGUUUCUUCAGCCCAAGAGGAUAGAAGUUGUAGACCAGUAAAUGCUCCUUCAUCAUCAUGUCCAGAUUUAGUGCGUAUGGCAUUGAAGGAUGAUAUUCCAACUGGUUCGUUGCCAGAGAAUUUAGAAUCUAGUGCAGGAUUUGAUUGUAAUCCUUCGGUGGCUCCGACGACAACUUUGAAUGCAAUCAAUUACCAUCGUAGUCGAUUGCAAGUUGAUUCAACUUAUUGUCCAGGAACGCCACCUCCAUCGCCUCAAUCAAAAGCACAUGAAGACAAUUUGGUUAUAUACUCGGCUUUGCUGAUUGAUCCAAAAUGUCCUACACUAGCUACAAAUUAUCAGAAUCGCAGACAAACUAGUUCUAUUGAUUUCAAUUGUUUGAAUUUGAUAAUUUCUGUUGAAAGAUGGUUUAUGGUUUUGGAUUUCUUUGGUCUUGUCUCAGAAGAUGAGGAUAAUGGUGCGCCAAAAGAUGGAGCUGAAGAACAGAUAAGCGAGGUACAUUCAAAUGAAAACAGUGAAUUAGAAAUCACAGUGCGUUCAUUGAAUUUGGUUUUUGUUCGCAACGAAUCAGAAUUGGCCAAAGCAAAUGUUUCGAAUGCAUUUUUUGUAGUAGCUAAAUAUGAUAUGACAAAAACUGUUGAAGGACGAUUGGGUUCUGUGUCGUUGUAUGAUCUUACUAAUUAUGGUAAAAUUUAUCGAGAGAAAUUUCUAACAAGUGGUUCUGAGGCAUUGAAGUUUAUUUAUAAGAGGGAAGAUGAUAAAGAGAAGCUAAGAUCACUGACGAAAGAUGCAACAUUAAAAAUUCAAAUGUCUUCGGUGCGAUAUGUUCAUACGAAGCGAUUUGUAAUGGAAAUUCAGGCAUUUAUUAAGGAAUUUCUUCAGUUGCAAACGCCUGUGAUGAAAAAAAUUAAACUCUCCGAUCGAGCUCCAAGCAACCAACAGCGCCCAACACAACUCGGUCUUGAAAUCAGUGCUGGUUCACCAAUAGUCUUACUACCUCUUAGUUUCGAAAGCAACCGAAUGAUUGUCGCUGAUCUAGGAGAAUUCACACUCACCAACAGUUUCCAUUUGGCCAGUGAAAAUCAUGUAAUAAGUAAAAAAUCCGAUGAAGCUCUAAUGGAUGAAAUUCUAGAUGUAAUGCAAAUUCAUCUUGUCAAUACCAAUCUCUUUACCGGUGAUCGAGUUUCAAAAUGUCAAGAAUUACAACGAAAUGAAAACGAUGCUGAUAUUUGUCUAGAUAUGGGAAGUUUUUGGGCAUUAAAAACUGGCAAUAGUAUUUUCAAAGAAAAAUGUCAUUUAAAAUUACAAGUCGAACGAAAUAUGGACUCGGGAAAUAGUCAUAAUUGUCCUGAUGUUAGUGUUCAAGGAACAUUAUCUAGGUUAAGUGGUGUUCUUAAUUUACAACAAUAUAAACUUUUAAGAGGUUUCUUAGCUUACAAUUUAGGCGAGAAUAUUGAUGAUAUUUACAACAAUUAUUCAUUCAGUUUGGCUGAGAGUCGUAUGAAUAUCACUUCCAUGGAACAAGUUCAACAAUUGACCAUUCCAGAUAAGAUUGUUUGGAAUAUGUUGUCGAUAAAUCUUGACUUGGAAGAUGUAUCGGUUUUAUUGAAUUCACGUUCUGACGAUCGACAUCAGCAUGAUGAUCAACCUUUAGCUUGUAUUAAUUUUAUUAAAUCUUGUCUUAAAAUCGAUUCGUAUAGUGAUUCAUCUCAAGAUAUUGACUUGGUGUCACAAGAAAUUCUACUAACUGAUUCCCGCUUUCAAAGUGGCAGUCCUGAAGCACCAAAGAAUGUCUUUACCAACAUACUACAACCAAUUCGAGCUGAAGUUGGAUCAAAUAUCGUUCAAGCAGAGGUCCAUAGUCGUCAGAGAAAAGAUCAUUCAAAGUUUACAAUACUCCUUAACAACAUGAGAGUAAUGGCAAUUCUCGACUGGAUCGAGAAUCUCCAAGACUAUUUAAGUCAAGAUGCAGAUCCUCCAUCAGGAGCGAUGAUGCGGAUGAAGAAUACCGGAGUGUCACUAAGUUCCAGUACUUUAGACGAAGCAGAGAAAACUCCCAUGGAAGUCAUUCUCAACAUUACCGACUCUGAGUUGGUUUUCGUCGAAAAAACUGAUCAAAAUGACACUAAUGCAAUUAUUUUGAAAAGCACAACAGUUUUCUCAUUCAAACCAUUGGAUCUCAUUCGACCGAUCUCGGUGAAUCUAAAUCAUCUAGAAGUAUUCUCCUGCAUGUUGGGUUGUGAAAAUGAAACUGCUUUAUCAAUCAUCGAUCCAAUUACUGUAAACUUGGAUUUGCGUGAGAAUACAAUUGAUAUCCAAAUCCAGAAACAACUAUGCAUUCGUUUGUCUUAUCACGAUGUCAAGAUGUUCAUUCGAAUGAUGGAGUCUCUGCCGAAACAAACUCGUACCGCACAAAAGAAACGUACAGCUCUGCAUCGUGAAUCGGUUUACAGUAUGCCAGAUGUCGAACUGAUUGCACCUCUAAUGGCUAUGGGAUUCAAACGUGCCGAUUGCAUUCGAGCUCUGGAAAUGUGCAAGAAUCAACUUAACGAAGCUGCAUUAUGGUUGACCCAACAGCGAGCAACUCGCCAACCUACAAUGGAAAUCCAUUCCGUUGUGGUGAACGCUCAGUGUAUAUCGGUGUGUGUCAUCGAUGAUUGCAUGGAUGCUGAUGUACCCUUGUUGGAAUUGUCUUUGUCACAAUUGAAAUUUAAUCAGCUGUUGAAUGAGAGAUUAGCCACUUUACCAAGUCAUUAUCAUCCUCUAAGGAUUCCUGUCUUUUGUAGUGGCCAAUUGGAAGCAGUUAUUGCAAGUGACUAUUACAAUCGUCAUUUGAGUGGUUGGGAGCCAGUAAUCGAGCCAUGGGAAUGCACGGCUAACUGGAAUUACAGUACUGGGCAGACGAGCAACGAAAGUAAUCUUCUUAACCUCUCAAUUAUGUCCAAGCAAAUGCUUAAAGUAAACAUAACUACAACUCUCAUUGAGCUAUGGCAUUUAGUGAGAAACAAUUGGACACAAGAUUACUAUGAAGGGACAAACAAUGCAGUUGCAACGUCAACCACAAAUUCCAAUGAUAGUCCAACAAAUUACCGACGUCGGGCGCCAUUUGUACCAUUUUCACUCAAAAAUGACACUGGUCAAGUUUUAUCAUUUAAAAUUCUCCUCACUCAACCGGGGGGAAUUACUCGAACUGAAGUCACCAGUCAUGAUAUGAUUAGUGAAUGGAUUAAAGUACAACCUAAUGAAACGGUUCCAUUUGGCUUUGGUCCACAAACUAAACUGAGACAUUUGGAUUCUCAUAAAUUGAAUUUGCAUCAAAUUCUGGUUCAGGUCAAGGGUUGGGCUCAGGUUGGACCAGUAUCGAUUGAUCGAGUAGGUAUAUUUUUCCGUCAUGCUUUGCAAGAUGAUGCACCAUCGGAAAAAGCAAGAAUUGUAUUUGAUGUGUCACUUGUGGGUUCAGCACAAAAAUUAAUAACAAUUCGGUCAGCUUUGAGAUUAAUCAAUCGAUUGGACAACAAGAUCCUCCUUAAACUGGGCCAGGAAACAGCUGUUGUGGAACCAAAUAAGUGUUUUAGUGUUCCGUUAAGUCGAGUUCGUUCGGAUAUCUUUUUUAUGCCAAUGUUUGAAUUGACUCCAGAAGAUGAAAGGAAUGGCAAUGCUUUAGAAAGAGUCAAGGAUGCUCCAAGAGAUUCCAAUUUAAAUCAUCAGUUGAAUGAAUAUCUGAUGCAACAAACAAUGAGUACAACUAGAAAUGGCCAGCGGCAGUUUGGUUUAUGUGAUGAGGGGAUUUCUUGGGCCAAGUGUGUCGAAGACAUUAUUCAAGAACCAAGAAUAUGUCGAGCAAAUAGAGAUAAAGUCUAUAAUGUAGUUACCACAAUCAAACGAGAUGGAUAUCCUCAUCGAGAUGGAGUUCCUGGACACACUAUUAUGCUAAUUCCACCGCUAAGAAUCACAAAUCUUCUCUGCUGUGAUUUGUUGUAUAAGAUUACUGGUCAAAUACAAGAUAAAACAACAAGUCAAGGAAGAAUCACCUCAUCGACAACGGCUAAUAUCUAUGAAGUUAGUCUGGAGGAAGCCAUCAGUUUAAGCAUUACUCUUGAUAAUUAUAAAGUCUCGGGACAGUUGAAGAUUCCAGUUGGUCAUUCUGGAGUUGUUGAACCGAAAUUAAAACUUCUCGAUAUUAACAAUCGAGAUCUUCAUUUGAGAGCAUCGAUUCAAGCAAUCAAAGGAAAUGGAAUGGAAAUAUUUAUAAGUGCACCAUUCUGGCUGGUAAAUCGGACAGGGCUUCCAUUGGUAUUUCGACAGGAAGGUGUGUCACAACCAGCUUCAGGACAAUUUGAGGAAAAUGAAAUGGCUCGAGUGGUAACACCACUUAUGUUUUCUUUCUCAGAUCCUGAGGCGUCGCCGUCUCUGGAGAUCCGACUUGGUGAACGAUAUGGCACGAAUAAUCAGUGGUGCCAAAGCUUUAGUCUCCACAAGGAGAUUGUCUAUCGUCAGUUAAAGGCAGCCAACUCCAACGAUAGCUUUGCCAUUGGAGUCGAAGUCCGUCGUGGAAGAGGUCGCUAUUCAAGAACAAGUGUGGUUACAUUUUCUCCCAGGUUUCAGUUAUACAAUCGAAGCAGUCGAAAACUUCAAUUCGCUCAGAAAUGCCAUGUCACCAAGCCCGUUGAUGCGGAAUCACGUAGCACUUAUAUCGAUGCAGUUCCAGGAUGUCAUUUCCCUUUCCAUUGGCCGCGAUCCGAUCAGGAGCCACUUCUUUGUGUUCGAAUGGCUGAUGUCGAUUACUGCCACUGGUCAAGUGGCAUUCCAAUCAACGAAGCUCAAUCCGUGUACAUUAACAUCCGCAACGAUAUGGGUGAUAUGAGAUUCCUCCGUCUCGAAGUCAUUCUACAGGGUUCCACAUAUUUCUUGCUCUUUGGAGAUGCACACGCUCUCCCACCACCAAUUCGAUUAGAUAAUUUCUCAGAGGUUCCGAUAAAAUUCUUCCAAUAUGGCUGCAAGCCCGAAUGGAGAACCACAGUUCGUCCACAUUCCUCAUUGUCAUAUGCUCUGGAUGAUCCAAUUGGACAUCAAUUGCUACAAAUUGAGGCUCCUGGUGGCAACUCAAUCGAAAUACCACUGCGAAAUUUAAGUUGUUCCGAAGGAUUGACUUAUUCGAAUUUCAUUUACCUCGCAUUCAAAGGUACUUUCCAAACUCCAUCAGUUUCGGAACAUCUUUAUUUGUCAUCAGAGUUUGAUAUAGAGAGUCAACAUCUGGUGUUGGGAGUGAAGAAUUCAAAAGUUAUCCUAAUGCGUAAACAUGCAGGUGAUCGAUCACAAUUAUGGCUAAUGAAUAAACUGGGUCAAUUGGAGCAUGAAGGAUCAUCGCCACCAAGUGAACCAGGUCGAUCUACAACACAUUCAGUAACAAGAAUGGUUUUGGACUUGGAAAAAGCACCAAAUCCAAAUGAUUACACUAACCUUUGUGUCCGAGCACCAAAUACUCAGCGACAAACAACACAAACAUGGAAAUUCGAAAAUGGAAGACUGAUGUGCCAUGCUAAUAUGUGUGUUCAGGCACGUAAUGGAGUUUUCGGUCUACGCCCAGGUUCCGAUGCCGUUCUUGGUCGCAUUGAAUCCGAAACACGAACUCUCAACGAUGUUCAAGUUCCAAUUGAACAAAAUAUCGAAAGACAAAAAUUACGACCAGGUUCUGGUCAAUUGGAUGUAAAAAUUCGCAUGGAUGGACCAAUUAAGACAAUACAAAUAAUAGAUGUAAAAAAUCCUACAUCCACUUCUCUGACACCAGAUCCACAAUGGAAACAUGCUUCAGCUGUAAAAAUCAAAUCAAAUCGUGGUUUUCGUGAAAAAGAUCAAAAAUCACAUUUUGUUGAUGAGUUGAGUGUCAAAGUUGAUUUGGAAAAAGGUGUAGGAAUAUCUGUGAUAUCACGACAACCAUGCGAAGAACUGACUUACAUCACCCUACAAAACAUCACAAUCGAAGCUCUAGCUACACCAUCAGUUCGAUCAAUUGAUUUGCGAGUUAAUACUCUACAAAUUGAUAAUCAAUUGUUGGACACGCCGUGUCCCAUUUUGUUGUAUACAAUUAAACCGAAUGCUAGUUCUACGCCGACACCAUCGAAUGCUAUUGAGUAUGGAAAUCCGAAUGCAUUGACAUUUAGUGCUAAGGUGUUAUCGAGUCCAAAUAAAAAUGCUGUGAUUGUUGAAUAUUUGAUAUUUGACCUGAGACCUUGUGUGGUUUUCUUGGAAGAGCGGCUGAUAUUGAAGAUGGCCAUGUUUCUAGGAUUGGGUUCAUCACAUCAUUCGGCGACAAGUUUGGCUGAUGAAUCGGAAUAUGAAGCACAACAAGUGGAGAAGAGAAUAUUGGCUUCAAAUGCUAAGCGGUACUAUUUUGAAAAUUUACACAUCGAUUCCACUCAUAUUCGUCUAAGUGUCAUAACUGCAUCGAAAUUGUCUCCUCAACUAAGCGAGAUGAAGAGAAAGCUCGGCUUGAGGUUGAUAAAAUUCGAAGAUGCCCUCAUUGAAUUCGAUCACUUUACAGACAGGCAUCAUUUUGAAACCUUGGAGAUGUACAUGAGAGCAAUUAAGUCGCAUUAUAAAAACCAGAUUAAAUGGCAUGCAGCAUCGAUUCUGGGAAGUGUAGAUUUCCUUGGGAAUCCUCUAGGUUUUGCAAAUGAUUUGUCAGAAGGUGUUUCUGGGUUAAUUUUCGAAGGUUCUGUAAAGAGUUUGGUAAAGAAUGUCACUCAUGGAAUUUCAAAUUCAACUGCAAAACUAACAGAAACAAUAUCUGAUGGUUUGGGACGAGUUGUCCUCAACGAACAAGAUACCGAAACCCGCCAAAGAAUAUUAGAAGUGCCGACAGGUUCGAAUACUUCUGGUGAGCAUUUAGCAGCUGGUCUAAAAGGAUUAGGUUUUGGGCUAUUAGGUGGUGUUACUAGUAUUGUUCGGCAUACCUAUGAAGGAGUACAAACUGAUGGAUUCCAGGGCUUCAUAAGUGGUCUUGGCAAGGGAAUUGUUGGGACUGUUACGAAGCCCAUCAUAGGUGUGUUAGAUUUGGCAUCAGAAACUGCAUCGGCUGUUAGAGAAACUAGUAAGAGUGCUCAUCGAGUGCUACCAGAAAGAAAAAGACCACCUCGCUGUGUGACUGGUGCACCAGGAGGUCUUCUCCCACCAUAUUCAUAUAGACAAGGAAAAGGUCAACAAUAUUUAUAUCUUAUAAAUAGGAGAAAUUUCUCUGAACAAUUAAUGUCAUAUGAACAAGAUUUAUGCAAUGAUAGAGAUGCAAAACUUAGAUUAUUAGUGUCAACAGAAUAUUUACGAUUAUUUUCUCGCACCGAAGAAGAACCGACUGUGAUGUUAGAGUGCCAUUUAGACGAGGUGCUUUCAUGUCAUCCAGUUACAGCACAAAGUUCGCACAAUUCCAAAGCGAAACCACAUUAUUAUAUAGAAAUAUCGAAAAAUUUGGGACAAAUACGAAGGCCACGGGUACGUUGUCAAUCGGAGGAGAUGGCUGAGAAGGCGGCAAGAUGUAUCAACUACGCGAAGAGUGUAUACGAUGAACGUGAGCAUACACUUAGUUACCAAUCAUCACUAAACGAAAGCUAAAUCAUCUACAUGUUAAUAUAAAUAAUAAUAUAUUUUGUAAAUGCAUAUAUAUUAGCCUUAAAGCAAUAUAAACCAUACAUAUAUAUAUAAACAAACAAA
This is a messenger RNA of Episyrphus balteatus (marmalade hoverfly), 13449 nucleotides long. It is a transcript of the gene Vps13D, whose product is annotated as intermembrane lipid transfer protein Vps13D. Gene Ontology annotation, biological process: protein targeting to vacuole; mitochondrion organization; protein retention in Golgi apparatus. The record is from RefSeq and is a predicted model, not a curated record. The transcript has 19 exons. Lineage: Eukaryota; Metazoa; Arthropoda; Insecta; Diptera; Syrphidae. Gene Ontology annotation, cellular component: extrinsic component of membrane. Bases 616 to 13350 code for a protein of 4244 amino acids. Gene Ontology annotation, molecular function: protein binding.